CCCUCUACCUUACAUCCCGUCUCACUCCUCUCUCUCCCGACGUCCUCGGUGGAGAGCAGUGUGUGUGUGUACAGCAGUGUGUGUGUGUAUCAGAGAGGAGCACCAUGGUGACAUGUUCAGCCCGAGCUGCUGUCUCUCUCAUCGCCGUGAUCCUGCUGCUGGACAUCACCCACAUCGGAGGAUUUAUAACGGGAGAACCGCCGAGAGAUGAAGAGGAGGAGAUGAAGGACACAGCUACAGAUGACGAGCCGCAGAGAUUUUUCCAUGAGCCUCUGUGUGAGCCUCUACAGGUCAUGGUAAUCCCCUCACAUGUCCAGAUCCAGGCAGGACAGAGGAAACGUCUCCUGUGCAGAGUUCAGGGCAGUGCUGAGAGCCUUGUGUGGCUCGGUCCAGAUGGAGAGAACAUCUCAGAGAACCAGAAGAACAUCAGAGCGCACAGACACGACGAAUCUACCAGCUCACUCGUCAUCAUCUCGGCUCAGGUGGAGGACGCGGGCGUGUACACGUGUGUGGCAGAGAACACACACACCUCAGCGCAGAGCCAGGUCACCCUGCAGGUCGUGUUGAAGCGAUCCCGCAGAGCAAAGGAGGAACGAGGGAAAAAACAGAAAGAACCCAAACCCACAAAGAAACCCAAGGGUGUGAAAACCACCAAGAAGCCCAAGACUGAGAAGAAAGACAAGAAGAAGAAAGGGAAGAAGAAUAAAGAGAUAAUCACCACCACUUUACCUCCCACUACCACCACCACUGAGCCGCCCACCACCGAGCCGCCCACCACCACCUCUCCUCCCAUCGACUACGAUGACGAGUUUGUGGAUCCUUUUCCAGAUGAUUACUGGGACGAAGCGUAUCUGACAGAGGAAACCAUAGCCACCACAGCGCCCCCUGAACCCCUGACCCAGAAACCUUCAGAAGAUCUCGAACCCUUCCCAACAGACGAAUAUUCGCAGCCUUACAUCGACCCCGAUGAUGACUACUGGAAGGUUGAUGAGCCCGAGCCCACAGUCCCAGUGAUCAGCGGCAAAAACAAAGAAGAAGAUGAUUACUGGGACCCUACCUUCGAGGUGCCAGAAAACAUACCAUUCCCAGACGGUAAAGAGAUCAGCCCGACUGACCGCCACUGGAGUUACUCUAUUACAGAGGAGCCCACAGUCCCUACGUUUGAAAAGAAGUGGUAUGAGGAGUACGACUAUGAAGACGAGAAGAAAAAAGACGAUGAGCAGGAGAGACUGGAGAGAGAGAGGGAGAGAGAGUGGAGGGAGAAGGAGGAGAGAGAGAGGGAGGAGAGAUGGAGGGGGAAAGAGGAGGAGGAGGAGGAAGAGGAGGAGAGACAACGCAGGAUCAAAAAACCUCCACGUAUCUACAGAGAGCCCAAAGUUUGUCCUCCACUGGGACUGGAGUCUCAUCGCAUCGAUGCUGAUCAGCUGCAGACAUCUUCCAUGUACCAACAUCGCUACAGCUCUCACAGAGCUCGCCUUAACAUACAGGCGUCAGAAGACGAGUACGACAUGAACGGAGGAGCAUGGUGCGCUAACCCAGACGAAAAAGUCCACUGGAUCGAACUGGACACUCGCACGCUCACCGAGUUCACCGGAGUCAUCACACAGGGCCGAGACGACCCGGUCGAGAACGAUUACGUCACGUCCUACUACGUGGCCUUCAGCAAUGACAGUAGAGAGUGGACUGUCCUGCAUGAUGGAUACUCAGAAUGGCUGUUCUUCGGGAACUCUGAUAAACACACCCCCGUGAUGUCUCAGUUCAUGGAUCCCGUGGUGGCGCGUUACAUCCGCAUCCUUCCCCAGAGCUGGAACGGAACCGCAUGCAUGAGGAUGGAGGUGUUGGGAUGCCCUUUGCCUGACCCUUUAACUGAGAACCAGAGGCAGAACGAGGUGACGCCGAGAGAUGACCUGGACUACACGUACCACAAUUACCUGGACAUGGAGAAGUUCAUGAAGUCCAUUUCAGAUGAGUGUCCCAACAUCACCAGGAUGUACAGCCUGGGCAAGAGUUCAAAUGGCCUGGACAUUUACGCCAUGGAGGUCAGCGAUAAUCCCGGGAUCCAUGAGACAGGUGAGCCAGAGUUCCGCUACACAGCCGGUUACCAUGGUAAUGAGGCUCUGGGCAGAGAACUCCUGUUGAUGCUUAUGCAGUAUCUCUGUAAGGAGUACAAAGAUGGAAACCCCCGCGUGCGCACCCUGGUGGACGGAAUACGCAUUCACCUUGUUCCCUCGGUUAACCCUGAUGGUCACGUGACUGCUUUCGAGAAGGGUUCUGAGCUUGGCAGCUGGACACUGGGCCACUGGACUGAGGAUGGACAUGACAUCUUCCUGAACUUUCCAGACCUCAACACUGUGUACUGGAAUGCACAGGACAAGGGGAUGGUGCCCAAAUUGACCCAGAAUCAUCAUGUGCCCAUUCCUGAUGGCUAUCUGGCUGAAAAUGGACCUCUAGCAGUGGAGACACGGGCCCUUAUCUCCUGGAUGGACAGCCACCCAUUCGUUCUAGGAGCCAACUUGCAAGGCGGAGAGAGGAUGGUCACCUACCCCUUCGACAUGCGUCGCCUCACCAAAGAGUCUGAGGAGCUGGAAAAGAAGCUGAACCCCAGGGCUGAUCGUCGCAAGCGCCAGUAUGAGGAAGAAGAAGAACCAGAAUCAAAUCCGUACCUCCACAUCGGGUACCAUCAAGAGAGCUAUGGUGGGCACCAUGAAAGUCACGGUUACCAUCAAGAGAACUAUGGUGGGCACCAUGAAAGUCACGGAUACCCUCAAGAGAACUAUGGCUACCACCAAGAAAAUUAUGGAUAUCAUCAAGAGAACCAAGAAUACCACCAUCCGGAGAACCAGGGGUACCAUCAUGAGGGAUACUCUGAAGGGUACCAUGAGGGAUACCAGGAGGGAUACCAUGGAGGAUACCAGGAAGGGCACCAAGAGGAAGGCUAUGAGCAAGGUUAUGAGCAGGGCCAUGGACAGGCAGAACCAGAGGAGAUUAGGAUGGUUGAGGACCAGUCUUUGUUCCGCUGGUUGGCCAUAUCUUAUGCUUCUACUCACCGCACAAUGACCCAUACGUUCCGGACUGGGUGUCAUACCGAGGACCCCACAGGUGGGAUUGGAAUCGUCAACCGUGCCAAAUGGAAGCCCAUUUCAGGAAGUAUGAAUGAUUUCAGCUACCUACACACCAACUGCUUUGAGUUGUCCAUCUUCCUGGGCUGUGAUAAAUAUCCCCAUCAGAGUGAGCUUAUAAGAGAGUGGGAGAACAACAGAGAGGCUCUGCUGACCCUCAUGGAUCAGGUGCACCGGGGGAUUAAGGGGGUUGUCCGAGACAAGGAGGGGAACCCCAUUGUAAAUGCCAGUAUCUCUGUGGAAGGAGUCAAUCAUGACGUCACCACAGGUGAGGCUGGUGAUUACUGGCGCAUGCUGAAUCCUGGUGAGUAUCAGGUGACUGCACGGGCCAGCGGUCAUUCCUCGUUGAGCCGAAAGUGUGUGGUGGGUUUUGAACCAGGAGCCACUCUGUGCAACUUUGAGCUCAACAAAUCCAACUGGGACCGCAUCAAAGAAAUUAUGGCUCUCCAUGGCAACAAGCCCAUCCGACUGCUCAACCCUGGAAAAGGCAGUCACUAUACCUUCCGUGGCGACAGAAGGAUCAACAACCGGAUUCCUGACGGUAAUGGUGGAUAUACUGACCGAACCCGUCUGCGGCGCUUAAGGCUUAUGAGGCUUCGUCGGCUGCGGCAAGAAAAGCUCCAGGCCAGGAUGUCCACUACAACGAUCAUGGCAACAACAAUGCCACCGACUACCACUGCGACCACCACCACCCCCAGCCCCACCACAACCAACACGGUUCUUCUGGGCACAGACAACUUCACAUUGUGGUAUGACUCAUGGCUGCCGGUGGAGGAGAACACAACGCAGCCGGAGCUCGAGAUCACAGACUCAUUGGAUUACAACUAUAAUUACAAGAUUGAUGAUUACUAAGUCCAAGGGUCACGGAUGGGUCCUAGAGAACAUAGCGUGCUACUUCCUCCUUCUUCAAUCAGCACGGACAAGCAAUCGAUCACGGACAGUUCUUGAAUCAUCAGAUAAUGGGUUCUGAAUGAAGGAUCUCGUUGGUGUAGGAGUGCUCUACCAAGAACUUGCUUUAUUUCAUCAGUUACAAGGAACUAACAUCGUUCGAAAAAGGCGUCUCCGGAUCAGCAAGGUUGGACUUGAUGGUAAAGUUGAUCAGAAACCUGAUCAUACGUCAUAAUGAUCUCCUUUUUCCUUCUUUCAGUAGAGCUUAGCAUAGAAUACAACUUUAAAUUACACAAUUUAUUUGUUAAGCCACAGACAAUGAUUUAACCAACUAUCUAUACACAACGUUAGCUACAUUUACUAAGUGUCUACUGUCCUGCUUUCUACAAACUGUUCAGUGUAUGAUGUCAUGUGAUCAAGUUUGCAACUGACUGACCAAAUGGAACCUCUUUCUGACCAUCAUUUACCAAGGCAAUAUAAAAAUGUUUUUCUAAUUUUAAAUAAUGCAUGAUAACUGUAAUAAGUAACAUCUGAGGAAAUAAAACUAGUUGCUGUUAGUGAACCUGAAGCUAUAGCUAUCAGAGAUCUACAGCAUUUGUCUUUGGAAGGCAGUAACACAUUGCAGAUGUGGCUCUCAUCUCUCAUCAAUGACGCCUCUUCAGCCUGACAUCAUUUCUUCAUCAUCAUUUUCACUGGGCUCUAAUUCAGAAACCUCCCCCAUCCUCUGUCCUUGGACGACCUACAUGGUUCCCACAGAGCCAAAACUGAACAUUUAUACAAAAAGUGACUUUAUUUACACUUUUUUUUUUAUCACACAAUAAGCAACUCUGUCAGGUCAGCACUGCACAAUGUCUACAGGAGACGUUUCUCUUGGAGAUCUGGAGGUCGAAUGGACUUGAUGUUUCAUCCAAUAAAGGCUUGUUUAUGGA
Molecule: messenger RNA, 4936 nt
Organism: Hemibagrus wyckioides
Lineage: Eukaryota; Metazoa; Chordata; Actinopteri; Siluriformes; Bagridae
Gene: aebp1b
Product: AE binding protein 1b
Exons: 23
Coding region: 105-3971 (1288 amino acids)
Biological process (GO): proteolysis; negative regulation of transcription by RNA polymerase II
Molecular function (GO): zinc ion binding; RNA polymerase II transcription regulatory region sequence-specific DNA binding; DNA-binding transcription repressor activity, RNA polymerase II-specific
Source: RefSeq, a predicted model, not a curated record